UGCGCCCCUUCCCCGCCGCCGCUUCUCCUGGCUCCGCCGCUCUCACUUUCAGUUUCUCUCCCACUUCUGCUAGCGCGGGGGAGAAACGCUCCGGCCGUCGGGGGUCGCGUCUGCGCCAGUCGCUCCCAUGGCCGACAGCGGGCAGCUGGCGCCCUAUUCCAAGCCGUCUCUCCCAUUUACUGGCCCUAUUCAUGGCGGUCUUCAUGAUGGAUUGACGGUUAUCAUCAGUGGAACUGUUCAUCCUACAUGUGACAGCUUCAAGAUAGACUUUCAGUGUGGAUCCUGCCCAAGUCCUGAUAUUGCUUUUCAUUUUAACCCACGAUUUGAAGAGGGUGGAUGUGUGGUUUGCAAUACUUGUGAAAGUCAGAAUUGGGGAAGAGAGGAGAGGAAAUAUGAAAUGCCUUUUUUAAAAGGUUACCCCUUUGAGAUUCGGAUUUUGGUAAAACACGAUUCAUUCCAGGUUGCUGUAAAUGGAAAUCCCUUUGUGCAGUACAAGCACCGAAUUCCACUUUCCAAAGUGAACCACCUUAGUGUGUCUGGGGGUGUGGAUGUGGAAAUCAUCAGCUUCCAAGAUACUGCUACCCGAGGUGCUUGGAGCCCUAGAGCAGCUGGGAUCUCAAAUGCUCCUUUCCCACCUGGAUUAUAGGAGCCGCAAACUUACAUUAUGAACAAACAGGAAAAGGAAGGUGAAGACAACU
This is a messenger RNA of Trachemys scripta elegans, 698 nucleotides long. It is a transcript of the gene LGALS9, whose product is annotated as galectin 9. The record is from RefSeq and is a predicted model, not a curated record. Lineage: Eukaryota; Metazoa; Chordata; Testudines; Emydidae. Bases 128 to 646 code for a protein of 172 amino acids. The transcript has 7 exons. Gene Ontology annotation, molecular function: carbohydrate binding.